Messenger RNA from Myotis daubentonii (Daubenton's bat), 654 nucleotides. It is a transcript of the gene PLA2G1B, whose product is annotated as phospholipase A2 group IB. Gene Ontology annotation, molecular function: phospholipid binding; calcium ion binding; signaling receptor binding. The record is from RefSeq and is a predicted model, not a curated record. Gene Ontology annotation, biological process: positive regulation of fibroblast proliferation; fatty acid biosynthetic process; lipid catabolic process. Lineage: Eukaryota; Metazoa; Chordata; Mammalia; Chiroptera; Vespertilionidae.
AACCCGAAGUCAGCAGGGAGCAAAGCAAACACUACAGCCUUAUCUUGGGGCCUCGGGGUGACUAUAAGAAGGGAGGCCUCCGAUGGAGUCAGUCCUUUCUCGCCCAUCAGUUUCCCGACAGGAUGAAACUCCUUGUGCUGGCUGCUCUGCUCACAGUGUGUGCCGCCGAGGGCGGCGUCAGCCCGCGGGCCGUGUGGCAGUUCCGCAACAUGAUCAAGUGCACGAUGCCUGAGAGCGACCCCUUGAGAGAUUACAACAACUACGGCUGCUACUGCGGCCUGGGCGGAUCCGGCACCCCCGUGGAUGAGCUGGACAAGUGCUGCCAGACACACGACCACUGCUACGACCAAGCCAAGAAGCUGGACAGCUGCAAAUUCCUCCUGGACAACCCCUACACCAAAAGCUACUCGUACAAGUGCUCGGGCUCGGAGAUCGUCUGCAGCAGCAAAAACAAGCCCUGCCAGGCCUUCAUCUGCGAGUGCGACCGCAAUGCUGCCAUCUGCUUCUCCAAGGCCCCUUACAACAAGGAGCACAAGAACCUGAACACCAAGAAGUUCUGCCAGGACUGAGCGCUGCCCGCCUCCGUACCGCCUUGUCCCCGUGGCUGUCGCCUCCACGGCGCCCGCCCUCCAGUAAAGCACUUUGUUGAAAGGC